Molecule: messenger RNA, 2659 nt
Organism: Loxodonta africana (African savanna elephant)
Lineage: Eukaryota; Metazoa; Chordata; Mammalia; Proboscidea; Elephantidae
Product: zinc finger protein 2-like
Exons: 5
Coding region: 726-2015 (429 amino acids)
Biological process (GO): regulation of DNA-templated transcription
Molecular function (GO): RNA polymerase II cis-regulatory region sequence-specific DNA binding; DNA-binding transcription factor activity, RNA polymerase II-specific
Source: RefSeq, a predicted model, not a curated record
CAGAGGGCUAGGUGUGGUGGGUCCGGCGGCCAGAGGGGAAGGUCGAGGAAGGGACGUAGGGAAGGCAUGCGCAACGCGGCCGCGUGAGGAUGGAACCGAAACGGGGUUGUUGCGAGCUGCUCCCGGCCGCCGCGCCUGUCGGCCUCGGUCUGGGGCUGAGGGCGGGCGCCCCAGCGUAGCCGGAAGGCCGGGUGCGACCGCCGUAGCCCGCCCUCGGGCCCUCUGCUGACCUCCGGGUGUGAGCUGACGGCUUUGGGGUGCAGGGCCGCGCUCCCCACGCCUGGCCUGGACCCUGGGGCGGCGCGUUCCCCGCCCAGCCUCCCCGCCCCCGAGGCCGGGGGCUCAGUGGACCCCGAGGACCGACCCCGGUGAGGCCCGAGCGCUGCUCACCCGUCUUGCCCCGCAAGCGCUUCGGAUGGCCGGGGCCAGGGUUUCAUCCCUUCCCACCGACAGCGGCAGCUGACCAGAGCCUCCCUCCUCUCUGUGCGGCUUUCCGACACCAGCCAGACCUUCCUGCAAAACUUGGCAUUUCGAUUUGUCUGCAAAAGUUUCCUGAGCGAACGGGAAGCUAGCAGUGUUGGUGUGAGGCGAGCAAAGCUUGGCUCCCAAGAUUCGUCAGCUACUUGGAGAGAAAGCAGCGACACGACAACUGUUGUAUGAGACAGUAUAUAUGCUCUGCCAUCUCUGGAUUGGACCUUUUUUAAGGGAACACAGAAGAGGAGGGAAUGGCAGCUGUGCUCCUAACGGCCAGAUGGCAGAAGUCACUGAAGUUCAAGGAUGUGGCUGUGACGUUUUCAGAGCAUGAGUGGAAUCAGCUCGUCCCUGCUCAAAGAGCCCUGUACAGGGAGGUGAUGCUGGAGAACUACAGGGGUUUCGUUUCUUUGGGACUUCUAGUUCCUAACCCAGAUGUGAUUUUCCAGUUGGAAGGAGGUGAAGAGCCAUGGACGCUUGAUUUUCCGGAAGCUGAAGAAAAAGAAGGUCCAGAGAGUACUUGCCUAGGUCAGAAGGGUAGACCCGAGAGCCAGGACUCAACUCAAAGGCAGGAUGUAUCUAAAAAUGCAAAGCCACGAAAUACUUUAAUGGAAAUAAUUAGAAAAAAUGGUCCCCUGGGUACUACACUUGGACUUGAUAAACCUGAGGGCAGGUUGGAGAUAAAGAAAGAAAAUCCUUCCGAGGAGACCUUGAACGAGUUCUCUCCCAAGGAGGACUCAAGGCAAGUAUCUACUCCUUCUCAGAAAACCAACAGUGUGCGGAGAAACUUUGACUGCAGGCUAUGUGGGAAUACCUUUUAUGACCCCUUAUCCCUCAGCCACCAUCAGAGGACUCACACUGGAGAGAAGCCCUAUGAAUGUAAAGGUGGGGAAGUCUUCAGUUAUAGGAGCAGUCUUAAUAAGCACCUGGUGUCUGAAACUGAGGAGAACCCCUACAAAUGCAAUGAAUAUGGGAAAACUGUCUGUGACCAAUUAACCCUUACUGAACAUCAGCAAACUCACCCUGGAGAGAAACCUUUUAAGUGUAAUGAAUGCGGUAAGGCCUUCUCUAUCCGCUUUUCUUUAGCUCGACAUCAGAGAAUUCAUACUGGAGAACGACCUUUUGAAUGUACAGAAUGUGGGAAAUCCUUUAGAGAGAAAGCUGUUCUUGCUCGCCACAAGCUCACUCACAUUGGAGAGCGGCCCUAUAAAUGUAAGGAGUGUGGGAAAGCCCUGUCCAACCGCUCCUCCCUCAUCCGCCACUGGAGGGCACACACUGGAGAGAGCUCUUUUGAAUGCAACGAGUGUGGGAAGGUCUUCUUUGACCGCUCAUCCCUUACACAGCAUCAGAAAAUUCACAGAGAAAAGCCCUACAAAUGCACUGAAUGUGAAAAAGGCUUUAUUCAAAAAAGGCUGCUUAUUUUACAUCAGAGGGUUCACACUGGAGAGAAGCCCUAUAAGUGCAGUCUGUGUGGAAAAGCUUUCAGCUGUAAGCCAUCUAUUGUCCUACAUCAGCGGCGUCAUGCCAGUCAGGCUACAGGAUAGCAUCGCUCAGCCAAGUGAGCAACCCCUGUAGAGACUUCAUAUAGAUUUGUACAAAAUGAUGAUUUAUUUUGAGCACCUUCUAAAUACAGCUUAUUUUCAUGCCUCCAUUUUCAUACACUCUCAAUAAACAGUCUUAACAGAUCAUGCCAUGGACUUCCUCUGGGAUGCCUCAAAUAUUAGAUAAUACUUUUGACCAAAUUGGUCAAAUUGCUUUAUGAGAAUUUUAAGGAACCUGUGAUGCCAUUUUUUUAAAAUGCUGUCUUGACCCAGUUUUGAGGCCCUUUCCUGAGCAGCUGAUUAAGCUCCCUCUCCAACCAUUCCCUGUAUCAGGCUCUUACACUCCUGGGGCACUGUGCACCCAUCCUGAUUGCCCCGGGGCCAGAAACCCAACAGUUAGGGACAACCUCCAUGCUCCCUGAUUCUGCAGAAUUAUUCAGAAUACCCAAUCUCUACGAAGCUUGUGUGACCUAGCUAACUCUACCUGCUUGCCAUACAUACGCUGUCUUCUACAAUUCUAGCUUGUUGCCUUGUCCCUGGGUGCAACUCCCUAUGGGCCCUGCAUCCUGGUGUGCUAUACCUCCCUGCCUGGGCGAACCGAAUAAAGCUAUUUACUUUUCAUGGCCUUCCUGACUCCUCUUUCCUGU